Molecule: messenger RNA, 3412 nt
Organism: Magallana angulata
Lineage: Eukaryota; Metazoa; Mollusca; Bivalvia; Ostreida; Ostreidae
Product: kynurenine 3-monooxygenase-like
Exons: 14
Coding region: 1518-2864 (448 amino acids)
Biological process (GO): NAD+ metabolic process; quinolinate biosynthetic process; L-tryptophan catabolic process
Cellular component (GO): mitochondrial outer membrane
Molecular function (GO): kynurenine 3-monooxygenase activity; NAD(P)H oxidase H2O2-forming activity; FAD binding
Source: RefSeq, a predicted model, not a curated record
GAUACGCACUGACAUAAAUGAGGGUACAUUAAUGUGUUAAAAAUGAACAACUGACUAAAUCAAAAAAAAGAAAAUAGGUUACUAAUCAUAAAAAUGCAUUUCAUAAAUUUGUUUAAAAUAUAUUUAAUCCAAAAUGAGCCCCAAGUGUAAUCUUAAUACGAUUCUUGUUUAUAUAUGUUUUACAUAUCUGUUCCAUACAGCAAAACUCGGAUAUAGCGAAGUCCUAGGAACCGGUGAAAAUUCGUUGUAUCCGUAUAAAGGAAUCGCAAUGCUACGUAUGGCGAAUGCGUUAUAUAUGGCAUGUUUCAGUUCCUCUACAUGACCACCAUUUGUGAUAUGCACACUGCAUGAGACAUUCAUAAAUAUGAAAAUGAAGUAAACGAUACUUCAUCGGAAAAUAUCAAAUCAAAAAUAGUUUCAUUUUUGUUUUUCUUGUGAUAAUUAUUUCAACUGGUAUUGUUUUUAACCUUUGAAUCUAUGAAUUAUUUCGACAUUAUAAACAAUGUAGAUUUCGUUAUCUUCAACUAUACUGGACUCGAAUCAAUAAGCUCCGGAUUUAUGAUCGAUUAAAUCACUGUAUUCGAUCAUCAGUACUACUCAACUAAUGAUUCUGUAUUCCUUAAAUUCAAUGUUAUAUCCAAGUUUUUUGUAACCUUGUAAACCGUACAAUUAUGCAUGGACUUUUAAUUAAAGAAGUUUACCGGAGACGCCAUAAAAUGCAUAUAUAUCCGUUAUUCGUUCUAUAUUCGUGAUCGUACUGAACGGAUUUUACUUCAUGUGUAUACUCAAGUUUCGAUAUAUCAAGAUCGUAUUAAACCGGAUUUUAUAACACAUGUUCACAAUGUAUUGUAUUCUGCGGGAAAUAUGCAACAUUAAACUACGUACGUGAUUAAAAAACUAUAAUAGUCUAAGUUUGUGAUUUGCGGCUGUGCGUGUUUGGUUUUGUUUUGUUGUUUUUUUUUUAAUUAUUAAUUAAGUAUAUUUUAAAAUUAUUUUGGGUUUCUUUCGUUUGAUUUGAUUCUACAUUUUAGCUGCUAUAUUGAAUUCUCAAGUCUGCAAGAAAAAUGGUGUAUUGUUGUAUUGCGGUUAUUCUUUAUUUUUCUUUUUGGAGGGGAAGGCGAUAUAAGUGCACAUUUCAGCCAUUUUUAGAGAUUUCUUUAGCGAUCUGUUCGUCAAUCGACCACACUGUCGUCGUUGGCACAACAGAGACAUGUAAACUUUUUAUCAUGAAAGAAAUUAUAGAGAUUGUUGACAUCCGGUGACAGUGCAUAUCAAACCACUUACAUGUAAAGUCACAAGAAAUCCAAAUUAAAGAGGUCUUAUCCUAAGACUUAAAUAUUUUGUUCAGAGAAGAUGAAUACAAUUUCCGCCUUCGUUGUUGGUACACUGUAAUUAAUAGUCUAUUGUAAAACUAUAGUUUAUAUAAAUGACUAUGUCCUACUAUAAGUAAGGGUCUGUUGGCUAGUCAGUGCCUCCUUUUCGGGUGCUGUGGCUGCCUCUAUCAGCCCGAAGAAAACAUGUCGGAAAAACACAUAGUUAUCGUUGGAGCAGGUUUGGUAGGAACUCUGAACGCUAUAUUGUUGGCAAAACGGAAUUUGACCGUGAGUGUGUACGAGAAAAGACGUGACCUUAGAAGAGAGCCACCCCCGUCAGGACGGCGGACAACCAACCUGGCACUGACCAGUCGGGGGAUGGCGGCGCUCAAACAGGUGGGCGUGGCCGAGCAGAUCGCCCCCUACCAGGUGGCUAUGUUCGCCAGAAUGGUACACGAGGUAGACGGGACAAUGCAUCCGCUCUACUAUGGCCGGAAAGAACAGUUCAUUUUGUCAACACAGAGAAAUAAAUUGAAUGAAAUCCUUUUAAAUGCCGCAGAAAAGUUUCCAAACCUCACGUGUUUCUUUGAGCACAAACUGACAUCAUGCAACUUAAAGACGGGACAGUUAGAGUUUUUACAUAAGGGUAAAAAGGUGCGCGUUCAGGCGGACGUGGUGUUCGGUAACGACGGAGCUCAUUCCACCAUACGCCUGGAAAUGAUGAAAUGUUCCCUGAUGGACGUCCAGCAGAUUUAUGUCCCCUACGGUUACAUCGAGUUACCCGUGGCCAAGACUAAAAACAACGACUUUGCAAUGGACCCACAACAUCUCCAUCUGUGGCCCCGUGACGACUUCUUGAUGCUCUGUACAGCGAACUGGGAUAGAACUUUCAACAUAGCCCUCUUCAUGAGGUUUGAGACGUUUUCCAGUUUAAAGACGGAAGAAGAGGCGGUAGAGUUUUUUAAGAAACACUUCCCAGACGCUCUGGUGUUAGUUGGAGAGAAAAACCUUCGGUCUUCUUUUCCCACAUGGUAUCCUUAUCCAAUGGUUACAAUAAAGUGUUCUCCGUACCACAUCGAGGGCAAAGCUUUGAUAAUGGGGGAUGCCGCCCAUGCCAUGCUGCCAUUCCUUGCACAGGGCGUCAAUUCCGGAUUUGAAGAUUGCAUGCUUCUGAACAGUCUUCUAGAUAUACACAAAGACAACUUCGCGGCUGCUUUCUCGGAGUACUCCAGAUGUAGAAAAGCGGACGCCCACGCAGUCUGUGACCUUACCUUGUACAACUUCCUGGAGAUGAGACAGUUAGUGAACACGAAGACUUUUCGCUUAAAGAAGAAGCUGGACAAUAUCCUCCACGCCAUUCUGCCAAACAACUGGAUCCCCCUGUACUCCAUGGUGGCAUUUACAGAUAUAAGGUACCACAUAUGUAAGCAGAGGAAACAGUAUCAAGAUCAGAUUUUGAACUGCAUCCUGGUGUUAGGAACAGCUCUAUUGUUUUUUCUUCUCAUCACUACAGUAAUAUGGGUGUACGUUAGUUGGGACAGACACUGGUAGAGAUUGUCCCACUGCGAACUCGCUGUUCAUAUUUACUCUAUUUUGACUUUAUAUUGUUUUAAAUAAAGUUGACGAAGCUUUUUGUUUAAUUAGCGAAUGACACUUUCAGACUACAUGUAUACUACAUGUAUACAUUUGUUAUCAUACAGAGACAGAUUGCUUUAUUUAAGAACAAAUAUUCCUGGAAUUAUUGAUUAUUGGUUCAAUACAUAAAAGAGUCAUUGGAUUAGCUUCUACACCCACACCUGAGAAUUUUCAUUCAGUUUACUUAAUGUCAUCACUUGUCAUUUUUUCAGUCUUUUUUAUAUAUACAUAUAGAUAGUCAAGUAUAAUGAAAAUACAUGUACUGUUAUUAAUCUUCAGUUCAGAAUAAGGCACACAUGUACCUUGUUUUUAAAGUCCAGUGGAUUCUGAUCACAGGGGUUCUAUGUGUGUCACAUGUCUGUUGAAUCAUGCACAUUGUUGUCUUUGUGGACACUCGUCUAAUAAACACUGGCAGCUUCAUCGUUGUUCAAUUUAUUAAAUUGCAUUUUGGUAUUAUAUUUUAC